Lingula anatina is the source of this 1376-nucleotide messenger RNA. RefSeq names its product autophagy-related protein 101-like. Gene Ontology annotation, biological process: autophagy; autophagosome assembly. Lineage: Eukaryota; Metazoa; Brachiopoda; Lingulata; Lingulida; Lingulidae. Gene Ontology annotation, cellular component: Atg1/ULK1 kinase complex; phagophore assembly site. The record is from RefSeq and is a predicted model, not a curated record. Gene Ontology annotation, molecular function: protein kinase binding.
GUGUGUAACUUUGAGUGGUACCAAAACAACAAAAUUUCUUCUAAUAAUUUCACCAACAUUUUGCAGUAUGUGAUGAAAUAGUGAAGACGAGCUAUUCAUACAGAAAACAUGAAUGCAAGGUCACAGAUAUUUGAGUUGUCUGUUGAAGGUCGGCAGAUUGAUGAAGUGGUAGCAAGUAUAUUUCACACAAUACUCUUCCACAGAACAUUGGGCAAGUUCCGCUAUAAAGCAGAGGGCAGUUAUUCCAUUGGUACAGUGGGAAUGGUGGAUGUAGACUGUGAUUUUGUAGAUUUUACAUAUGUCCGUGCGGCUUCGAGUGAAAUAGACCAAGCUAUUAAGAGAGAAAUGGCAGCAUUUAGAGAUGCUCUACGAAAUAAUGAGAAUGCUACUAGUGGACAGAUUUCCUUAGAAUUUUACCAGAAGAAGCGUGCCAGGUGGCCUUUCCCAGCUGAAUGCAUACCUUGGGAGGUGUGGACCUUAAAACUGGACAUAAUUGGUCUGGCUAAUGAACAUGAGAGGCAGAUACAUAGAGAAAAGGUUGGGGAACUGCUUAGUGAAAAGAUUAUGUACAUAGCUGAUGUCAUGAACAGACAUGAAUAUGUUCCAAAGAUGCCAAACCAAUCGGAACUGGAUUUGGUGUUUGAUACAAACUUCCAGGAUGUACAACCAUAUUUAUUUAAAAUCUCACACCAGACCACAGGACCACAGUCUGCAUCAGUCAGCAACACCAUGAGGAAGUUUAUCAAGGACACACUAGCAUUUUAGGCAACAGCAACCAGUCCCAGUCCAGUUUAUAGAUAUGGAGAUUAAUAUGCACUCUAUUCAAUGCUGAUAAUCUUAACAAUGGGCAUUUUCUAAGAACAUUUGAUGUAAUGAUCAUGGACAGCCCAGACAUGGUGUAUAAUUUAAAAGAAGCAGUGGAGUCUGUGAAGUAUCUCAGUUCUUUAUCAAAGUUCAGAGUUACAUAGUUAAAGGAAUAUAAUGUAAUGAUAUGUCCAAAGGGCAUUUUCAAACCUGAUAUAAUUUGUGUCAAGAAAGCUGAACAUUCUUUUAUUUAUACAUUUGUACAUGUAUGUGGUCAGUUUGUUGUGCAUGCUGUAAUUCCACGGCACGUGGAAUUUUUUGCAACAUUUUCUUUAUAGCUAAAGACAAAUGUGACAAACAAGGGCUCGAAUGAGGCUAGUACUUCAUUGGUUUUGUAUCAUACAAACCAAUCGUAACUCGUGUUAACUUAUGAAAGAUAUGAUUCUGUAUGUAAGAGGAGUCAUUUCGAGAAAAAGUGACUUUGAUGUUGCUGAACACAGGCAUGAUUAACAGAAGUCAAAAUAACGGUGUCUGAAAAGUUUGUUUGUUGUGUGUGAAAAGAAAAUAAACCA